Vicia faba (fava bean) is the source of this 789-nucleotide messenger RNA. NCBI's taxonomy places the organism in Eukaryota, Viridiplantae, Streptophyta, Magnoliopsida, Fabales, Fabaceae. The record is from the annotation of a GenBank genome assembly.
AUGAUAGUGACAAUGUUGGGGAAAGCAAGAGAAGGAGUAGCUCCAUUGAUGAAAGUUGUUAGGUUAAAAGGAAUGUGUAUUUUGGAGCAAUUGCAUUUAGAAGAACGGUUGCUUCGAACGAGUUCGGAUAAUUGGUGUCUUGUUAAUGAUGGAACUACUUCCCCUGCCAUUGUGAUGGGCAUGUCUGGGAAACUUUCAGAACUUGUUGAAGCCAAAUCUGUGUUGCGAGAUCAUAUACCUAUCAUCAGAAGGUUUACUGGGGGAGGAACUGUUAUUGUUGACAAUGGUACUAUAUUUGUUACACUGAUAUGCAAUAAAGACGCUGUUCCAAAUGUUCAACCGUUUCCCCGUCCCAUUAUGUCGUGGAGUGGUCUAUUGUAUGGUAAAGUUUUUGAAGGGCUUGCAGAUUUCCAUCUACGUGAAAAUGAUUAUGCGUUUGGUGAUCGCAAGUUUGGGGGAAACGCUCAAUCUAUAACCAAGAACCGGUGGAUACACCACACGUCUUUCCUAUGGGAUUAUGAAUGCAAGAACAUGUCUUAUCUCAAGUUACCUGCAAAGGCUCCUAAAUAUCGAUUAACAAGAGAUCACACAGAUUUUAUUUGUCGAAUGAAGGAGCACAUGCCAAGAUCAGAAUUUAUAGAGAGAACUAUAAAGGCUGUCGGAGACGAGUUUUCUGUGAGUCCCGUUAGCUUGGAGUCCAUAAACAUUGAUUCUGUUUCUGAAUAUGUUCAUACUACCAAACUACUAACCGAGCACGAAAUUCAGGAAGCUUCUAUUCUUCAAACUUGA